ACGAAUGUAAACAGCUGGCCGGGUGCGCACAUGUGCCUUCAGAACCAGGAUACGAAGUCAUUAUGUACCACCUGGGACAGGAUCUACCGGGCAACGAUGUGGACGACAUCGAGGAUCUCAUAUCCGCCGACGAUGUGAAGCCGCGGGAGCGCUAUGAAAACAAGAAGAACGUCACAGUGCGAGCCAAAAGACGAGCGCAAAUCCGACCAGAAACCGAGGAGGCAAAGGAGGACAAACCAAAGCCCACCAUCCAUGAAAGUGUAAUACCCGGCACCCAGAAGGUCUUCGUAAAGACAUGGGGCUGCGCUCACAACAACUCGGACUCGGAGUACAUGGCUGGGCAGCUAGCUGCCUACGGCUAUAAAUUAAGUGGCAAGGAGGAGGCGGAUCUGUGGCUGCUCAACAGCUGUACGGUUAAGAAUCCCUCAGAAGACACGUUUCGCAAUGAAAUUGAGUCGGGAAUGCGCAACGGCAAGCAUGUCGUGGUCGCCGGCUGCGUUCCCCAAGGAGCUCCAAAGUCGGACUACCUAAGCGGGCUCUCCGUUAUCGGUGUUCAGCAGAUCGAUCGCGUGGUGGAGGUCGUUGAGGAGACGCUCAAAGGGCACAGUGUCCAGCUGCUGCAGAACAAGAAGAAGGUGCACGGCCGCCGCGUAGCCGGGGCUCCUCUUUCGCUGCCCAAGGUUCGCAAGAAUCCGCUGAUCGAGAUCAUAUCCAUCAACUCUGGCUGCUUGAAUCAAUGUACAUACUGCAAGACGAAGCACGCUCGCGGGGAUCUAGCUAGCUAUCCACCGGAAGAAGUGGUCGAGCGUGCCCGCCAAUCCUUUGCAGAAGGUUGUUGCGAAAUCUGGCUGACAUCGGAGGAUACUGGAGCUUAUGGUCGAGAUAUUGGCAGUUCCCUGCCGGAAUUAUUGUGGCAGUUGGUUGAAGUUAUCCCCGAGCAUUGUAUGCUGCGUGUAGGCAUGACCAAUCCGCCGUACAUCUUGGAGCACCUCGAAGAGGUUGCCAAGGUUCUGCAGCACCCUAGAGUCUAUGCCUUUUUGCAUGUUCCCGUGCAGAGUGGCAGCGAUUCUGUGCUGGGUGAGAUGAAGCGCGAGUACUGUCGCCAGGAGUUCGAGCACGUAGUGGAUUUCCUAAGGGAACGGGUUCCCGGCGUUACCAUAGCCACUGAUAUCAUCUGCGGCUUUCCCACCGAAACCGAGGCUGACUUCGAAGAGACGAUGACCCUGUGCGCCAAGUACCGAUUCCCCAGUCUGUUUAUCAACCAGUUUUUUCCUCGACCCGGCACACCAGCUGCCAAGAUGGAACGCAUUCCCGCGAACCUGGUGAAGAAGCGAACCAAACGCCUCACGGAUCUCUUCUACACCUACGAACCAUAUGCUGAUCGUGUGGGUGAGAUAUACACAGUGCUGGUGACGGAAGUAUCUCACGACAAGCUACACUAUGUGGGUCACAAUAAGAGCUACGAACAGGUGUUGCUGCCAAUGCGGGAGAAUCUCCUGGGUACUCGUGUCCAUGUCCGCAUCACCAGUGUCAGCAAGUUCAGUAUGGUAGGCGAGAUACUCGACGACGAACGGGAUUGGACGAGGUGUGCAAAUAAGCAGGAGGAGGCGGCGCCGACGGCGACCGUAGUACAGACCCAAGCGAGAAGCAGAGAUCAGCUGAUACAGCGAUAUGUGGGCAUUGCCCUGGUGGUUGGCAGCAUAGCCUUUCUCGUCCAGCUGCUCAUGCGCUUCCUAUAGUAGUCAGUCCAAUAAAACACCAUCUUGUUCCGAA
Molecule: messenger RNA, 1773 nt
Organism: Drosophila kikkawai
Lineage: Eukaryota; Metazoa; Arthropoda; Insecta; Diptera; Drosophilidae
Product: threonylcarbamoyladenosine tRNA methylthiotransferase
Biological process (GO): tRNA methylthiolation
Cellular component (GO): endoplasmic reticulum
Molecular function (GO): tRNA (N(6)-L-threonylcarbamoyladenosine(37)-C(2))-methylthiotransferase activity; 4 iron, 4 sulfur cluster binding
Source: RefSeq, a predicted model, not a curated record